This is a messenger RNA of Malassezia sympodialis ATCC 42132, 1029 nucleotides long. It is a transcript of the gene YML6, whose product is annotated as mitochondrial 54S ribosomal protein uL4m. NCBI's taxonomy places the organism in Eukaryota, Fungi, Basidiomycota, Malasseziomycetes, Malasseziales, Malasseziaceae. Gene Ontology annotation, biological process: translation. Gene Ontology annotation, molecular function: structural constituent of ribosome. The record is from RefSeq and is a predicted model, not a curated record. Gene Ontology annotation, cellular component: ribosome.
AUGCACGUCUCGCUCCCGCGCUCCUCCGAGGCGGCACCGGCGACGGAAACGGACGAACCUGUCGUGUAUGCCCUGGAGCGUUCUUCCCCCUUGAUUCACACGCGCAUGUCUUAUUUGAGCCCCAAAACGCGUCCAGAUUCGCAGGAGAAGCACUAUGUUCCCAUGUCCGCACAUGUGUUUAAUGUGCCGCCGCACCAGCAUGCAAUGCACAUGGCGGUCGUGUACUAUCUCGACGCUAUGCGUAUGGGCACAGCGAGCACCAAGACACGCUCAGAAGUGGCGUUCUCGGGCCGCAAACUGCGCCCCCAAAAAGGGUCUGGCAAGGCUCGUCUUGGUGAUGCCGGUAGCCCCAUGCUCCGUAAGGGUGGCGUGGCGCAUGGUCCACGCCCCCGCGACUUUAAGACGGAGCUUCCACGCAAGGUGCGUGAGCUCGCUCUGCGCUCUGCGCUUAGCGCACGGAUGCGCGAGGGCCGGCUGCAUGUGGUGCCCAGCCUCGAGUGGCAGCCGGCGCCCAUGUCCACCAACAAGCUGGCUCGCCUGCUCGGCUCGAAGCAGUGGACCGAUACGCUAUUCCUCACUGCUCCGCGUCGCCCCUUGUCACCAGUGUCCACCGAGAGGGGCGCUGCGCGUGCGUCAUCUGUGGAUCUCGAGUACACAGACGAGCAGGUGCUGCGUCACGCGCGCUACGUGCGUAACUUCGACGUGGCAUCGCGCAACCUGCCUGACGUGGCACUAAUGCGUCUGCAUGCACUUGAACCUCACCCUCAGCCACGCCUCGAACACACGAAGCAGCCAGGCGAGCUGCAUGCGUACGAGGUACUGCAGUUCAGCCGCAUUGUGAUGGACCUGGGCGCCCUCGAGUGGCUUGAGGAAAAGUUGGGCGGUUCUCUCGUCCACGAAAUGUACAAGGAGGAGCUGCGCUUCUGGGAGGCCGAAUGCAAGCAGGAUGCUCUGCCCGAGGACGCGCCGGCGCCGUCCGAAGAGCCUGCCGCGCCGGCCCCUGCGCCGGCUCCGACGCCCUCGCCGUAG